Messenger RNA from Oryza brachyantha (malo sina), 1743 nucleotides. Its product is annotated as F-box protein PP2-A13-like. The coding region runs from base 493 to 1410 and encodes 305 amino acids. Gene Ontology annotation, molecular function: protein binding. Lineage: Eukaryota; Viridiplantae; Streptophyta; Magnoliopsida; Poales; Poaceae. The transcript is spliced from 3 exons. The record is from RefSeq and is a predicted model, not a curated record.
AAACCUGGCUCUUCUGUCUUCCGUUAUAACCCGAGAAGACUCCCCCUCCAAAGCCUUCUCUUUUCUUCUCCAAUUCGCGAAAUCUGGCGCUACCGCGCAUGCUGCUCCAAUCCAUUUUCCAAUCUGAGGCGGUUUGUGCGUAGUUGAGCAUUUGGGGGCAGGUCGAGGAAAAAAGAUUUGGUUUUGAGCUUGCUUUGAUGCCUAAAAAUGACCAAGGAUCUGGGCCAUGCAGAUGAUUCGGAGACGAGUUUUUGAUAAAUUCGGAUUGGUUGCUAUGGAUAAGGUGACCGGUUGGUUUACAUCCGGAUGAAGGAUUCCUCGCCGCGGGUCUGUUGAAUUGAAGCGGAAUUUGCGGUUGUCCAACCGCUAACGCCCGGACAGAGAAGAAAGGUACUACCCGAUUGGGAAGGCAUUGGAGGCUAAUCCACAAGCAAUCGCCGCAAUCCGUCGUCGUUGAAUCACUUCUCGACUGAGUUGCAUUCUCCGGCGUAAAUGGGGGCGGGGGCGUCGAGCAUGAUGGGGCCGGAGGGGUACGGCCGCGGGUGGGGGCAGACGUCGCUGGGCGACAUGCCGGAGAGCUGCGUCGCGGCGGUGCUGCUCUACCUCGACCCGCCGGAGAUCUGCCAGGUUGCCUGCCUCAACUGGGCGUUCCGGGGCGCCGCAUCUGCGGACUGCGUAUGGGCGGCCAAGCUCCCCGCCAACUACCGGUACCUCGCCGCCCUCGCCGCCGCGGCCGACGACGACAGCGAUAGCGACGGCCCGACGGAGGGAAAUGGCAGCCGCUGCUCCUCCGCGCCGAUGAUCAAGAAGGAGGUAUACGCACGCUUGUGCCGGCCCACCCCAUUCGAUGGGGGCACCAAGGAAUUUUGGAUGGAGAAGAACAAGGGUGGCCUUUGCUUGUCCAUCUCCUCCAAAGCUAUGGCAAUCACAGGCAUAGAUGAUAGGAGGUAUUGGAGCCACCUCUCUACAGAGGAGUCCAGAUUCCACAAUGUCGCAUAUCUUCAGCAAAUAUGGUGGCUUGAGGUGGCUGGGGAAAUUGAUUUCUGCUUCCCUGCUGGUUCAUACAGCCUUUUCUUUCGGCUCCACUUGGGCCGACCUCACAAGCGCAUGGGCCGUCGAGUCUAUGACUCUGAGCUAAUCCACGGUUGGGACAUUAAACCGACAAGGUUUCAGCUUUCAACUUCAGAUGAUCACCAUGCUACAUCUCAACAUUAUCAUCUGGAUAAGCCAGGAAACUGGAUCGUUUACCAUGUCGGGGACUUUAUCGUAUCAAGUUCAGAUCAGUUAACCAACCUCAGGUUCUCCAUGAUGCAGAUUGAUUGUACCCAUACAAAAGGCGGUCUUUGCGUAGAUUCUGUUUUUAUAUAUCCCAAGGAUCAUCAACAUGAGGACUGCAUAAUCUGCAAUUAAUUUUUGGAAAACAACUGCAUCCAGUUCUCCUUCUUCAGGGUCAUUCUUGUCCAAAGCGCAAUGUGCUUGCAGAAACAGUUUUGUUCGGGCGUCAAGGAUCGGUAUUCAGCAGGAAGAUUUUAGAUGUAGGUAGGAUAAGUUCUUCUAUGAUUGCCAUCUUAUCUGUAGAAAGAGCAGUUUCAUUUGUUUAUCAUUGGUGUAGUGAUGCUUAUAGAUGUAUAGUCGUUCUCCGACAUCAGUGAGAUUUAUACGAUUUCCCCUUCCCUGUACAGAUUAUGUUGUAUUUUUUACUUGUAAAUAAUGUGGCAGAUGAAAUGUUUAUUAUAGCCUGUU